AUGGCUGACUCUGCUCAAGCAGUUGCGGCCAGUCCAAGGAACGAACCCACCGUCAUCGAGACUACCGAAGACGCCGAAACCCGCGCCGCCAGACGCGAGUUGAAGCAGUCAUCAAUCUCUGAUCAGAACCAAGGAGGAGAGGUGGAGGAAGGAGUGGCCAAGGGAGAAGACUGUGCUGAGACGCCCACAGAGGGUGGACUCGUUAAAAAUGUCGACCUGAAGGAGCAUGGCUCGCCUAAGAAGAAGCGAGCCCAUGACCAGCUGGGCGAAGACCACCAAGAUCCCAAGGACAACGAUGCCACGAGUGUUGCCUCGACAGAUUCUGGAAAGGAUAGGACUACCAGACUAGAGCCUGAAAAAAAGCGACACCGCGAUGGGUGCGCUGAUGCCGCCUCGGGACCCCAACUGUCCGCUGCAGACCCUCCGGUACACCCAGAGCCCAAAGACCCGGAUAGCGCUCCUAGUCAAGCAUCCCCCGAAACCUCAGCCGCGUUUGCCACGUCUGGUUUCGGGAAACUCGCUUCGUCACAAUCUGGCUUUGCUGCGUUGGCAUCACCUCAAGCAAGUGGGUUCGCUUCGGCCAAACCAACCCUGUCGUCAUUCUCAUCCGCCAAACCUACGCCAAGCUCCGGAACUCAACCGACAAAGGGUCAAACAACUGCGCCUGCAUCUGUCGCUCACCCCCCCCGGCUUUCUUUUGCAGUAAAUCCGGGUCUCUCACCCUUUGCCGGCCUUUUGAAUACGAAUGGUUCGGGGGGCACUAGUUUCGGGUCCGGCUCAGUGUUGUCCUCGACCAAGCCCUUGGUCGCAUGCGGCACGAAGCCGCUGCACAACGACAAGGCCACGAGACCAUUUGGAGCACCAGAGAGUGAUGCUUCGGAAGAUGACAGAGACGAUGAUGAGGGAGAGAAUGUCAGUCAACCUGACGAAACAGGUCGAGGUGUAUCACCCGAAAAGGACAUGGAUGACAGGAAAAAGCUAAAGCUUCAGAAAGUCGAGGUCGAUGAUGGUGAGACUGGCGAGGUUACAGUCGUUUCGGUCCGCGCAAAAAUGUUUAGCCUCGACAAACAAGCAGGCUGGAAAGAGCGAGGUGCUGGCAUGCUGAAAAUUAAUGUCCCUCAUACGUCUGUUGAUUUUGACGAGUCGGGCGCAGUAAUUCCUGGCAGCUUCGACGCGUCUGGCCUGGAAGCUGACGAGAAUGGAUCAAGAGGCCCCAAGGUUGCGCGUCUUAUCCUGCGGCAGGAUCAGACACACCGGGUCAUUUUAAAUACUGCAAUCCUUCCGGCCAUGGAAUUCCAGGAGAAGGCUUCGUUGAAGUCGGUCGGAAUCUUGUUCACCGCCUUGGAAGGGCCAGACGCAAAGCCCGUGAGCAUAACCAUGAGGAUGUCGGCCGCUAACGCAAGGGUCUUUUUAAACGAGAUCAACGCCAUCCAAAGAGAAUUAAGAGGCAACUAA
Molecule: messenger RNA, 1455 nt
Organism: Ustilaginoidea virens
Lineage: Eukaryota; Fungi; Ascomycota; Sordariomycetes; Hypocreales; Clavicipitaceae
Exons: 4
Coding region: 1-1455 (484 amino acids)
Biological process (GO): intracellular transport
Cellular component (GO): nuclear pore; cytoplasm
Molecular function (GO): GTPase activator activity
Source: RefSeq, a predicted model, not a curated record